Messenger RNA from Syngnathus typhle (broad-nosed pipefish), 450 nucleotides. RefSeq names its product HOATZ cilia and flagella associated protein (gene hoatz). The transcript has a single exon. Gene Ontology annotation, biological process: cilium assembly. The coding region runs from base 1 to 450 and encodes 149 amino acids. NCBI's taxonomy places the organism in Eukaryota, Metazoa, Chordata, Actinopteri, Syngnathiformes, Syngnathidae. The record is from RefSeq and is a predicted model, not a curated record.
AUGUCUGCUAAUCCGGAGCCCGACCACGACGUUUCCAACGAAAUCCUGCUCGAGUUUAGGGGAUCCUCCCCGGAGGACGUGACCCACGCCCGGAAGCUCUGGAGCUCCCUGUGCAUGCCGACGCCGCUCGAGUCUCGCCUGGUGGCGGCGGGCAUCCCGCAAAGGUUGCCCCUGUCUCGGCCGGAGCGAACCGGUCACCCGGAGCCACGCCGCGCAGAUCCGCCCAACCAGGACGCCGCGCAGCAACGGGAGGAUGAGCGGCAGCGCUACAUGGCCAUGGCGGCCCAGAGGAAGGAGACGCUUGCUCUACUCCGGCGCCAGAGAGAGCAGAGGAUCCAGAAGGAGCUGCUCUCUGCGGCCUUUAAACCCAAAGCGCCCCGCGAAAAGGCGCCCAAAGACACGACGAACGACUUGAACAUGGAAGAGGAGAUGGUUAGGCAACUGGAUUGA